GAAUAUACGAAUUUCACAAUAAUUAAAUGUACAUGUAUAUAUGAGAAGCAUAUCUAUAAGAAUGCGUUCAGUCUGAGGCAGCAACGUGCUCCGUGCGGUCGUUAUAGAGCUCGCUCCACGCUCCUCGCUCUUCAGUUUCAUCAGCAUGCGUAUUCUUGCAUUGUGUGUGGCGCUGCUCUUCAGCCUGAGCUGCUGUAAUGGCUACAAGUUCCUGAUGGUCCUCAACUCACCGGGACGAUCGCACUUCAAUGUGGGUCACGCCUUGGCCAAGGGUCUGGUGCAGGCGGGUCAUCAAAUCACAGUGGUUUCUGUGUUUCCCCUAAAAGAACCCAUGCCCGGAUAUGAGGACAUAAUCGUGCCAAAUAUAAUACAAGUUAUGAAGGGUGAUCUGGCCGCCCUUUGGCAGUCCAUACAGAAACCGGUCACCCGAAAGCUCAUAGAUCACUAUGACAUGGGCUUUCGGCUGACUCGCGGCCUCUUUGUGGAUGCCAACUUUCAGGCACUGCUGCACAGCAAUCGAACUUUCGAUGCCAUCAUCUGUGAGACCUUCUACAAUGAUGCACACUACGGCUUGGCGGAGCAUUUCCAGGCCCCGCUCAUUGGCCUGAGCACGGGCGGCGGACUGACCUUCAUUACGGAUAUGGUGGGCUCGCCAGCGCCCGCUUCGUUUGUGCCGCACAUAAUGUUGCCCUUCAACGAUCACAUGUCGCUGCCUGAGCGACUCGUCAAUGUGGCUUUUCUGGCCUAUGAACGUCUCCUGCUGGACUACUACUAUCUGCCCGGACAGGAGGCGCUCUAUCGGGAGUUUUUCCCGCACAACAAGCGCUGCUUUUAUGCGAUGCGUCGCAAUGCCUCGCUGGUGCUCAUCAAUCAGCAUGUGUCGCUCAGUUUUCCGCGUCCCAAUGCGCCCAACCUGAUCGAGGUGGGUGGCAUGCACAUCGACGGCAAGCUAAGACCGCUGCCCGCACAGAUUGAGAAGUUCCUCAACGAAAGCGAACAUGGAGCCAUUUAUUUCUCAAUGGGUUCGAAUCUCAAGAGCAAGGAUUUGCCGCCAGCGAAAGUCCAAGAGAUACUGAAAGCCUUCAGGGGCCUCAGGCAGCGUGUGCUGUGGAAAUUCGAGCUGCACGAUCUGCCAAAUAAACCCGAUAAUUUAUUCAUCUCGGACUGGUUCCCGCAAACGGAUAUACUGGCGCAUCCCAAGGUGCUGGCCUUUGUCACCCACGGCGGCAUGCUGAGCACCACGGAGUCCAUCUAUCAUGGCAAGCCCGUCAUCGGUCUGCCCAUCUUCAGCGAUCAGUUCUUCAAUAUGGCCCAUGCCGAACAGACGGGCUAUGGCAUUAUGCUGGACUUUAAGUCACUGAAUGCCGGCGACUUUCGGGCAGCCAUCGAGCGGAUCACCGGUGUGCCCGCCUACACGGCGGUUGUGCGCGGCAUGUCCCACCGCUAUCGCGAUCAGCAGCAGACGCCACUGCAGAAUGCCGUCUAUUGGGUGGAGCAUGUGACGCGGCAUCAGGGUGCCGCCUAUUUGCAGAGUGCUGCUCAACGGUUGAACUGGUGGCAAUAUCACAAUGUGGAUGUCCUGUUGAUCAUCUUUGCGUUGCUGUGGCUACUGCUGUUGGUUCUGCCAUUUGCUGUUUGGCGACUGCUCAGGGCAGUCUUUGCUGCUGGCGGCCAAAGACAACAGCAGGGGCAAAAGAGAAAACGUAACUGAAUUUUUGUACAAUUUUUGAGUUUAAAUA
Drosophila obscura is the source of this 1739-nucleotide messenger RNA. It is a transcript of the gene Ugt302K1, whose product is annotated as UDP-glycosyltransferase UGT5. The record is from RefSeq and is a predicted model, not a curated record. Gene Ontology annotation, molecular function: UDP-glycosyltransferase activity. The coding region runs from base 146 to 1711 and encodes 521 amino acids. NCBI's taxonomy places the organism in Eukaryota, Metazoa, Arthropoda, Insecta, Diptera, Drosophilidae. The transcript has 3 exons.